AUGUUGGAAGGACUGGUCGCCGGUCUUCUUAAUCGAUUCCUGGGCAUGUAUGUUCAGAACUUCGACCCAACACAGCUCAAAGUUGGUAUCUGGUCUGGCGAUGUCAAGCUGCGGAACCUCGAGUUGCGCCGUGAGGCUCUUGACCAGUUGAAGUUGCCAAUUAACGUUGUGGAGGGCCACCUCGGAGAGCUAACGCUGGUUAUUCCGUGGUCUAAUCUUCGUGGUGCCCCCGUCAAGGUCUUUAUCGAAGAUGUUUUUCUCCUGGCCAGUCCGAAGGAGGAGGCUGAAUACGACGAAGAGGAGGAGGAACGUAGAAGGCAGAGGCUCAAAUUGGAAAAGCUAGACAGCGCCGAAAUACUCAAGGAACGAAACCGAGAAGGUAUGAGCCAGGAGGAGCAAAAGAAAAGCCAAAGCUUCACACAAAGUUUGGUCACCAAGGUUGUCGAUAAUUUGCAGGUUACCGUCAAAAACAUUCACGUUCGGUACGAAGAUUCAAUUUCUGCCCCGGGACACCCUUUCGCCCUGGGGUUGACCUUGGAAGAAUUCAGUGCCGUCAGCACUGAUGGACAAUGGAAGCCCACGUUCAUUCAGGACUCCAGCACCACAACACAUAAGCUGGCAACCCUAGGCGCCUUGGCCGUAUACUGGAAUACGGACUCAGACCUGUUUGGGUCCGGUCGCGAGGCAUCUUCGCCGCUCAAGGAGCCCCUGCCGCACGACGAGAUGGUGCAAAAGUUCAAGGGCAUGGUUGGCAAGGCAAACGCCCUUGCCUCCAACCACCAGUUCAUCUUACGCCCAGUGAAUGGGCAGGCAAAAAUCGAAAUUGACAAGUCUGGUGAUAUCCACGCCCCAAAAUUCAAAGCCAAUCUGCUUUUCGAAGAGAUUGGUCUCGUUCUUGAUGAUGAUCAAUAUCGCGAUGCGCUGAUGAUGGUGGAUUUGUUCCAUUACUUCAUUCGUCACCAGGAGUACAAGUCAUUGAAACCGAAAGGUGUGCGGCCCAAGGAAGAUCCUCGCGCCUGGCUCCUCUUUGCCGGUAAUGCUGUCCUAAAUAAGAUACAUGAAAGGAACCGCAAGUGGUCCUGGGACUAUUUCCGAGAAAGACGCGACGAUCGACAGCGAUACAUUGAGCUGUUCAUGAAGCAGAAACAGCAGCAGCAAUUCACAACAGAAGAAAGUGAAGAGUUUCGAAAGCUUGAGUGCAAGUUGGAAUAUGAAGAUCUCCGGUUCUGGAGAUCGUUGGCACGAAACCAGCUCAAGAAAGAAAAUGCGGAAGCCCUAAGGAAGCAGCCCCAGCUGCAACAACAACAGCAAGGCUGGCUAGCUUGGAUGUGGGGAUCGAAGCCUCAGGGGACGAUAGAAGAAAACGAAGAAAAUACUCAGAUGACUGAGGAGCAGCGAAAGGAACUGUAUGAAAUGAUUGAAUGGGACGAGAAGCAAGCACUGGCCGAGGAAGUAGACGUCCCUAGGGAGGCUGUAAAGCUAUGUCUUGAGGCCUCUUUGAGCACGGGCAGUUUUACAUUGAAGAAAAGCCCGCAUGAUAAUCCUUCCGAUCUUCUGAGUCUUCACUUCGAUGUCUUCAAGGCAAAAGCACUUCAGCGAAAGGACUCCGUAUUGGCCAAUAUCAGUCUCGGCGGCCUACGCGUGAAUGAUGGAACGACCCCGGACAGUCUGUACCCCGAGAUUGUCCGCGUCAAGGAUGCUCCUGAGGUCAGGAAACGAAAGAGCCUAUCGUUGAAGGAGCUGGAAAUUGACAAGGAAGAGCCAUUCUUCCAGUUCGAAAUCGAAAAGAAUCCUAUAGAACGCGAGGGUGACUUUGCCAUUGUCGGAAAACUAAAACCUCUUGAAGUCGUAUGGAAUCCCAACUUUGUUGUUGGCAUUGUUGAUUUCUUCCGGCCGCCAGAGAGGCACAUGGAAUCCAUCACAGCUUUGAUGGAAAGCGCUGGCGCAACCGUUGAGGGUAUCAGAGAGCAAACUCGUGCAGGGCUGGAAUUUGCCCUCGAAGAGCACAAAACUGUGAAUGCUGAGCUAGAUCUACAGGCCCCGCUCAUCAUCGUGCCCGUGAGCAUCACGACUGCGAACUCAACUUGCUUGAUUGUUGAUGCUGGCCAUAUUCAUGUCAACAGUCAAUUGGUAGAUAACAAGACCAUGAACGAAAUCCAGUCAAAGCAACGGCAAUCUUACAGCGAGGCUGACUUUCAGCGCCUCGAAUCGGCAAUGUACGACAAAUUUAUCGUCAAGCUCACAUCAACACAAGUACUCAUUGGUCCAUCGAUCGAAGAAACCAAGAAGCAACUGGUUAAGAAAAGUGCGGACUCUCAGCUACAUGUCGUGGAAAAAAUCAAUGUCGACUUCGUCGUUGAAACUUCCAUUUUACCCAAAGCUCCAAAUCUUACAAAGCUACGAGUUUCUGGUCACCUUCCAAUGUUGCACGCGACUGUAUCUGACUCGAAAUACAAGAACCUGAUGAAGGUUAUUGACGCGGCAAUUCCAAAAUUAGGACAAAGUCAACAACCAGAACCGUCCUCUGAGAAUAGUCAAACACUUCAGCAACGACCACGGCUUCUUAGUGCUAAUUCUACACGAUCGCGAAGAAGGUCUCAACGAGAACGCCGACAAUCCUCUGCUUUCCCAUUUAUGCAACCACAGAGUGCUGUAAUACUCGAAGACAUCGACGACGAUGAAGACGACUUCGAAGACGCGACGGACGGAGUGGACGGGCAGCAACUAAAAAUCCAACAAAGGAGCUUUGAAUUUAACUUCAAAGUCGAUACACUCAAGGGCUCACUCUACAGAAGCGACCCAGACCGCGCCAAACCCGACACGCUUCUCGUUGAGCUUGUGGCUGAGCGCUUUGAUCUUGCCUUUUAUACCAGAACGUACGAUAUGGCAGCCGAAGUGUCGCUGGGCUCCGUUGCGGUCGAAGAUUUUGUCGAAAACCCCCCUGGAGAGUUCAAGUCUAUUGUUUCUUCUGGAGAUAGCGAAGAUUUGAAAGCAGGGCGAAGCCUCGUUCAUGUAAAAUUCAUGAAGAUCAAUAGACAGUCGCCAGAAUUCAUGCCGGUGUACGAGGGUGUGGAGACCAACAUCACUGCUGUUAUAUCAACUAUCAACAUUGUCGUCACUCGUAAAACGCUCUUGACUCUUCUUGAUUUCAUCUUGAUCACAUUUACGGGUGGCAAUAACGAUCAAGAAGCUCCAUCGGCACCAACCAUUGCGGCAGGGGAAGGCAGCGACGAACCGCAGCUUGAGCAGAGCAUUGUCGACGCCCCAAAGCCCAAUGGAAAUGUUGGGUCGAUUCGUGUCAAGGUUGACUUGAAGGCCAUCCGCCUUAUUCUCAAUAACGAUGGUAUCAGGUUGGCCACCCUCUCAUUCAACCAUGGUGAUGCCGGCAUCUAUAUCAGUGGAAAAGCGAUGCGCAUCUCCGCUAGACUGGGUGACUUGUCACUGGUUGAUGAUGUAAACCUUGGCGUCUCGGCUGAUUCGAGUCUUCGGAAGCUUGUUACAAUCCAAGGUGAUGACCUUGCAGACUUCAGGUACCAGACAUUCGACCCUGAAAACCAGAAGGCUUAUCCUGGAUACGACAGCUCAGUUUUUCUCCGAGCUGGGUCUGUCAAGGUUAACUUUGUCGAGGAGCCUUUCCGCAAGAUUAUUGAUUUUCUUGUCAAAUUUGGCAAAAUGCAAGCCUUGUACAAUGCUGCCCGCCAGGCCGCUGUGACUCGUGCCAAUCAGAUCCAGCAGAGCCCGAGCAGGAUCAGAUUUGAUGUUGUUGUAAAGACACCGAUUGUCGUUUUCCCUCGCCUCUACGUGUCUGAACGAGACAAAGGAGAUGCCAUCACGGCGUACCUGGGCGAGAUUUACGCUCAAAAUAAGUUUGUUCCCCUGGAUGAUAGCAAGAACUCCGACAUUGCCAUGAAAAUCUCAGCAGGCAUCAGAAACGUGCGCCUCACCUCCGACUUCCACUAUUCCGAGGACCGAUCGGAAGAGCUUGAGAUGAUCGAUGGUGUGGAUCUGGGCCUCAAUAUUACGUAUAUAGAACAUAAAGAAGGCGUAAAGCGACCUGAUACGGAAAUUGAAGGGACUCUCUCGGACAUCAAGCUUCGUUUGACACAAUACCAACUCAAGACUCUUAUGGAGAUUUCAAAGUCCGUUCCCGCAGCUUUAGCGGGCGAAGGAGAUGAUUCUGAUGAAGAGGCGGCGCGAAUGGUGGAUGAAGGGACGCUGCAGCGCGCUAGAGGUGCUCCUGGUAACGGUAACAAUAGUCAUGAUCAGAGCUUGAUUGACCUCUCACCGGAACUCAGCUCGCUGCAAAAUGCGUGGACGAAGCUUGACUUCAUAUUUCAAGUCAACACUGUUGCUCUUGAACUCAUCAUGGCCGAGGAAGAUGAACCGGUUGGCGAUUUGGCUAAAUCAAGUUUGUCGAGGUUCUCACUAGAUGAUACAAGGUUCAAAACAAGAAUGCUGUCUGACGGCUCUCUUGAGGCAGAACUGCUUAUUCAGUCUUUCACAAUCCAAGACAGUCGUCGGCAAGAAACCAAGUAUCGGCGAAUUAUGACCUCUUCCAACAAGGAAGCGCAGCAAUUGAUGGCGAGUGUGACCAUGUCUGGUGGAAAGGAACGGAGCUUGAUUGCCAUGGCUACUAUUGACAGCCCUCGAAUUAUCUUCGCACUCGACCAUCUGUUCGCGAUUCAAAAAUACAUAACUGAAGGUCUAGCCGUGGAUGAUACCAGCCCAAUGGAUGAUGAAAGUAUUGGAGAAACAGUUGAUGAGUCCGACACCGAUUCGAUGCAGGUCACUUACAAUGCCCCUGGCACGGAGCGGACACAGUCUCACGCUUCUCGGCAGCGAAACGAGGUGUCUCCGGAUAAGUCUCAGAAACAGAAAGAGGAGUCAACAAUGUCGAUGGCGUUUCGAGUCAAUCUAGUGGAUGCUCAGGUUAUCCUCAUUGCAGACCCAUUGUCAUCAAGCUCCGAGGCGAUCGUUUUGAGUAUUCGACAGGUUCUGCUCUCUAAACAGCAUGCCCUAACCUUCCAGAUCUCGGAAACCGGCAUGUUCUGGUGCCGAAUGGAUAAGUUUGACACCUCUCGCCUGCGCAUCAUUGAUGACUUUUCCAUUCAAUUAAACAUGGACAACUCACAGGUUGGGGUGACCGGCAUUCAUAUUGACGUGGAGCCCCUCAUUCUGCGCCUUUCUCUCCGUGAUAUCCUCCUGAUUUUGCAGAUUAUCAGUAGAGCUAGUGAGCUGUCUGGAAACGAGACAAAGGAUCCGCCGGAAACAGCGGCGGAACAGAAAGCUAGAGAACUACGAAAUGCCGGAUUGAAAUACAAGUCUGCCAGUGGACGUGGCCAAUCGACAAUUGCCAAAACCAGGGGCACGAAGACUAUUACUGGAAGAACAAUUCAUCCACCAACAAAGCCACAACCAGUUACGGUACCUGAUCGCGAGGAGCUCUCUGCCACUAUUGAUGGAGUGCGUAUUGUUCUCAUUGGUGAUUUGCAUGAAUUGCCUAUUCUUGACAUUGGCGUCAACAACUUUACGGCUACUGCUGAGAAUUGGUCAUCGAAUCUUAAGGCAGAGGCCGCGAUUAAUAUGUAUUCAAGUGUUUACAAUUUCGCCAAGUCAAGUUGGGAACCACUCCUAGAGCCAUGGCAUGUUGGCCUUGGUGUAGCAAAAGACCCAACGUCUGGGCUGAUAUCCGUUGACGUGGCAUCGAAGAAGACUUUUGAUAUUACUAUCACCACAGCAUCCAUUGCCUUGGCCUCCAAGUCCCUGACAUUUUUGACUUCCGAGCAAAAUGUCCUUGAUAAGCCACGAGGAGUUGAGGCACCUUAUCGUAUCAGGAACUAUACAGGCUUCGAUGUGGUACUUCACUCCAAGAGCCCUAGUAGUGAGGAGCCUAUGGGUCUUCGACUCGAGGAUGGGGCUGAACAACCUUGGAGUUUUGAGCAUUGGGAGAAGAUGAGAGAGAAUCUGCUCACCGAAUCUAGCCAGGAUGGGGUUGGCAUUCAACUUGAAGGGAGUGGAUUCGAUCUCAUCAAGAGCGUUAAGCUUAACAGGGAGGGUGAAUUUUUGUAUGGCUUACGACCAAAAACGGAGAACAUUCUACACCGCCUCUGUGUCGAGGUCAAGUUGGGAUCCGAUAAUGUAAAGUAUGUUACGUUGCGGUCACCACUCGUCGUGGAGAAUGCGACAGAGAUUCCGGUUGAACUUGGCGUCUAUGAUGCCCGAGAAGGUCACCUGCUCAAGAUUGAGAAGAUUGCACCUGGCGAUUCUCGGCCGGCGCCUGUUGGCGCUGUGUUCGAGAAACGUGCUCUGAUCCGGCCCGACGGUGGUUUCGGCUACGAAUGGAGUCGAGACCAGCUUUGGUGGAGGGAUUUGCUGCAGAGACCAACGAAGCAGCUUGUGUGUAAUGGAGAGAAUGGCGAUCCGUUCUAUUUCCAGGCCCACGCCCAGUUUGACAGAUCCAACCCUAUAACGAAAAUAUACCCGCAUAUGAAGAUCAAGUUGUCCGCCCCUGUUACCCUUGAGAACCUACUGCCCUAUGACUUCAAGUACAGAAUUUACGACAAGAACACGAAAAAGGAUUGGUCAAACUUCUUGCGCAAAGGCGGAGUGAGUCCAGUGCACGUCGUGGAGCUCUCACACCUCUUACUGUUGAGUAUCGACAUGCAAGAUACCGUCUUUAAACCUAGCGAUUUCUCAAUCAUUAAUUCUGGGAACGUUGAGGACUUCCGAAAGGAAAGCCGGAUUGUUGUCAAAGAUGACCAAGGGUUGCCGUUGAACCUGGCGCUGCACUACUUCAAAAUCCCCAAUAGUGGAGGUGCGUUUAAGAUUACUGUGUACAGUCCCUAUGUUGUUCUCAACAAGACUGGCCUUGACCUCCGAAUUCGUAUGAAGAGUUUUUUGCAGCAAGCGAAACCGGCUGCAGGUCAGUUCCCGCUUGUUGAUACCUCGGACCGUGAACGACCAAAGGCUCUGCCAUUCAUGUUUUCGUAUGGAAAUGAUGAUAAUCGCAAUCGAGCGCUACUAAAAGUCGAUGAGUCGGAAUGGAGCAAACCUCAAAGUUUUGAUGCCGUUGGAAGCACGUCCGAGGUUGUUUUGAACUCUGCCUCCAAAACCAAGGAAAUCCACGUUGGUAUCACUGUCAAAUCCGGCGAAGGAAAGUACAAAAUGACCAAGGUUGUCACGCUGGCACCUCGAUUUGUGCUUGAGAACAAAUUAGGCGAGGAAAUAUUGGUUCGGGAGUCGAGCUCGUCUGGUUACAUGACAUUGAAGCCUGGCGCAUUGCAACCACUACACUUUAUGCAAAAGUCGGCGGUCAAGCAACUCUGCCUUUGCUAUGCUGGUGUUGAUAACCAUUGGACAUCUCCAUUCAACAUCGCCGACAUUGGAACAACACACGUCAAAAUAGCAAAGGCUGGUCAACGCCAACGAUUGCUGCGGGUUGAAAUUCUGCUUGAAGAUUCGACAAUCUUCCUUCACCUGAGCAUGGAGACCAAGAACUGGCCAUUCUCAAUGCGCAACGAGAGUGAUACAGAGUUUACCUUCUAUCAAGCCAACCCGAACGUUGACGAGGAUGAUGUUGAAGACGGAAGCGGUUGGCGGCCUAUACGGUAUAGGCUGCCUCCUCGAAGCAUCAUGCCGUACGCAUGGGAUUUUCCGGCGGCCAAAUUCAGGGAAGUUGUCAUCACCACGAACAACAAGGAGCGUCACGUCAAGUUGGCUGAAAUCGGCAACCAAAUUCCAAUGAAGUUUAUCACUACCUCUGGCGACCAGAAGAUUAUCGACAUCAAUGUUGCAGCGGAUGGGCCGACACAAACACUUAUUCUGAGCAACUUCCGACAGAGUAGAAGUAUGUAUAGACCUAAGGCUCUUUCAAGAACCACCAGCGGCCCUGAAGCAUUCGAAGUCAAGGAUCAAGAUACAGGCGCAACAUUCCGGGCCCAACUCAAGCUUUCGGGCAUUGGCAUCUCGUUGAUCAAUGCUCAGCUGAAGGAGUUGGCCUAUAUCACAUUUAGAGAUGUGCAAUUGCGAUUCAGCGACUCGCCUCUGAUUCAGACGGUAUCACUGGCAGUUCAAUGGAUGCAAAUUGACAAUCAGCUCUACGGCGGCAUCUUCCCAAUGGUCCUUUACCCCAGUGUGGUACCAAAAAGGGCAAACGAGGUGGAUGCCCAUCCGUCUCUUCAUGCGAUGGUCAGCCGCGUCAAGGAUGAGUCGUACGGCGUUACUUAUAUAAAGUAUGCCAGCAUUCUUCUUCAACAAAUGACGGUUGAACUCGAUGAGGAUUUUGCGUUUGCGCUGUUGGACUUCUCUAAUGUUCCUGGCGCCAGCUGGUCCAAGGUGGAGCAGGAAGGUAAACUGUGUGACGAGGAUCUGGACAUUCCCGAGCCUUCCCAACAGCAGGGUGGUCAAGACAUUUACUUUGAAGUGCUCAACAUUCAGCCUAUGCAAAUCGAUCUGAGUUUCAUGCGCACUGAGCGUAUCAAUGCGGAAGACAAGACCUCAUCACGGAAUCCCAUCAUGUUCUUCGUGAAUGUCCUGACAAUGGCCAUUGGAAACGUCAAUGAUGCGCCGAUUCGAUUCAACGCCCUGAUAUUGGAUAAUGUACGCGUUUCAACACCAGUACUUAUACAAAACAUCUCAAACCACUACAGCCAAGAGGUUAUGUUUCAGCUUCACAAGAUUCUGGGCUCUGCUGACUUCCUCGGCAACCCCGUGGGCCUCUUUACCACCAUCUCUUCUGGUGUCACUGACAUCUUUUACGAACCAUACCAAGGACUUAUUCUUUCGGACAAACCAGAAGAGUUUGGAUAUGGAAUUGCCAAGGGUGCCGCUUCGUUUGCAAAAAAGACUGUGUUUGGCUUCAGCGACAGCUUCUCCAAGUUCACUGGUAGUCUGAGCAAGGGUCUCGCGGCAGCAUCACUGGACAAGCAAUUCCAGGACCGGAGACGCAUUACGAAAGCGAGAAACCGACCAAAGCAUGCGCUGACUGGUGUCACCGCUGGUGCCAACUCAUUGCUUACAAGUCUUGCGUCGGGUGUAGGCGGCUUGGCUCGAAAGCCGCUUGAAGGCGCAGAGCAGGAAGGUGCUUUUGGGUUUAUCAAAGGAGUCGGAAAGGGGGUGCUCGGUCUGGCAACCAAACCUGCUGUUGGCGUUUUGGACAUGGCAAGCAAUGUCAGCGAAGGCAUUCGCAAUACUACGACUGUAUUCGAUGGCCAGGAACUCGAUCGCAUACGAUUCCCGCGGUUUAUUCCAAACGAUGGAAUUGUUCGACCGUACAACAGCCGCGAGGCAAUGGGGCAGUACUGGCUGAAGCAAGUGGACAACGGAAGGUAUUUUGACGAGCAAUACAUUGGCCAUCUAGAAUUGCCCAAGGAAGAUAUGGUCGUCAUGGUCACAUUUGCUCGUAUACUGCUUAUUAGGUCUAAACGACUAACCAGCGAGUGGGACGUGCCUUUGAAGGACAUCCAGACGAUUGCCAAGGAACGAACCGGUGUGAGCCUUGUCUUGCGAGGAGGAGCAAAUGGGCCUUUUAUUCCAGUUGGAGGCGGAAGUGAGAGAGCGUACCUGUACAAGAUGAUUGGUGUCGCCGUUGAGGAGUUCAAUCGCAGGUUCAGAGGAGGGGAGUAA
Messenger RNA from Metarhizium robertsii ARSEF 23, 9624 nucleotides. Its product is annotated as vacuolar protein sorting-associated protein vps13. NCBI's taxonomy places the organism in Eukaryota, Fungi, Ascomycota, Sordariomycetes, Hypocreales, Clavicipitaceae. Gene Ontology annotation, cellular component: extrinsic component of membrane. Gene Ontology annotation, biological process: mitochondrion organization; protein targeting to vacuole; late endosome to vacuole transport. The transcript is spliced from 2 exons. Bases 1 to 9624 code for a protein of 3207 amino acids. The record is from RefSeq and is a predicted model, not a curated record.